CUGAAACUAUUAUUGAUGUGGAUGGCACUAUUUUAACGUGUGCCCAUGUUGUGGCUGAUUUUCAGAGCAUGCGCCCUUCUUCUAAGGCGAAGGUGGUCCUCUUGUUAAUGUUGGCGGAGAAAUUGUUGGCAUCAAUAUAAUGAAAGUCAUAAUAGCAGAUGGGUUGAGUUUUGCGGUACCUAUUGACUCGGUUAUCAAAAUCAUAGAGCACUUCAAGAAGAGUGGGUAUAUUCUGAUUUUCUGUGUGGAACUAUUUAGGUGCCUAGAUACAAAUGCAUUGCAUACAUAUAUGAUAUGAUAUUCAGAGCAUUUUUGGUUGAUGGAAUGGUUAUUCCUUGGUCAAAAUAUAAAAUAAGGUAAAUUAGAUGGAGAGCGUAGCAAAUUAGGAAUGCCAAUUCCAUGCUUUUACAACUCUUCUUCAAGUAAGUUGGAAGGAGGAAGAAAUGGCUAAUCAUGUCUCCCCCAAGGUUUCAUCUAUUUCUUCUUCACACUCCUUAGAAGAAAAAAUUGGUGCAAGCAUGGAAUAGCUGCUCCUAAUGUGUUGUCCUCUCUAUCUAAUUUACCUUACUGAAGGAAGAUAACUAUUUUGAUGAACAUUUUGAAAAUUUAUUACCUUUAAGAACAUAUUUGAAAAUUAUGUUGUGAUGGUGGGUUGUUUAGGGGUGAUGGUGAAACUUGAAGGUCUUAAAUCAGCUAGCAUAUUGAGAUAUAAAAUUGUUAAUAUUGAAAAAUUUACACGUAUUCGAAGGUUUUUAUUUACCAUCAGAUCAUCCAUAAAGUGAGAUGUCAAACCACAGAAGGCCAUGUUGUAGAGGAGAGUCGUUCGGCCUUGGCUUGGAUUUAAAAUGCUUGAUCUUAAUGACAUGAUCAUUGCUCAACUUAAAGAGAGAGAUGUCACAUUUUCUAAUGUCAAAAAAGGUGUCCUCGUAGCUAUGGUAUGUUUUCUUCCCAUUUUGUUGUGUUUCUGACUUUCUGUAUAUGCCAGCUAUAUGGUAUUAAUGAUCUUGUUCCUGACCAUUUCAAUAUAUACAGGAGUCUUUGUGCCUUGUCACUUUUUGUAUUAACUUGCUCCAAAUAAUGUCCAGGUGACUUCUGGAUCUCCUGCUGAUCGUGCUGGAUUCCACCCUGGUGAUGCUGUCAUUGAAUUUGAUGGAAAGCCAGUUGAAUCUGUCAAGAAGAUCAUUGGGAUGAUGAGCGACAGAAUUGGAAAAGCGAUAAAGGUGGUUGUGAAAAGAGCAAAUCAUGAAAUGGCCAUUUUGACAGUAAUUCCAGAGGAAGCCAAUCCAGAUAUGUGAGAUACUACAGUUCUGUUGUUUCAGGUUUUCUGUUGAUGUGUAUCAUAUUUAUUGCUUAUAUUAUAUUUCCAUAUUUCUGAAUCUUUGAUUUUUCAGAUCUACAUUAAUGAUGAAUAAAAUCUCCAAGAAGAACCAUUGUAAAUUAUAAACCAAACAAAACCAGUUGGACUAAAAACCUAAAACCACAAAAUUUUAAGGUUUUUGCUUUAUCAUUAGAUCAAGGCUUUCUGUCAUGUCAAGUAGCUAACCCUUUAAUGUAUUAAAAAAAUUAAAUAAGG
Messenger RNA from Rubroshorea leprosula, 1573 nucleotides. Lineage: Eukaryota; Viridiplantae; Streptophyta; Magnoliopsida; Malvales; Dipterocarpaceae. The record is from the annotation of a GenBank genome assembly.